Molecule: messenger RNA, 420 nt
Organism: Corvus hawaiiensis (hawaiian crow)
Lineage: Eukaryota; Metazoa; Chordata; Aves; Passeriformes; Corvidae
Product: histone H2A-beta, sperm-like
Exons: 1
Coding region: 1-420 (139 amino acids)
Cellular component (GO): nucleosome
Molecular function (GO): DNA binding; structural constituent of chromatin; protein heterodimerization activity
Source: RefSeq, a predicted model, not a curated record
AUGUCUGCACGUGGAAAGAAACAAGCAGUGGCUGGCAAGCCUGGAAGUGCAUCAAGGAGAAGCAAAUCAGCCAGGGCAGGUCUGCAGUUCCCUGUGGGUCGUGUCUAUAGAUUCCUCCAAAGAGGGAAGUAUGCUGAUAGGAUUGCUUCUGGUGCUGCCAUCUACCUGGCUGCAGUAAUGGAGUACAUGGUAGCAGAGGUCCUGGAGCUGGCAGGGAAUGCUGCACAUGAAAACAAGAAAACAAGGAUCCUGCCAAGGCACAUUCAGCUAGCUGUGAGAAGUGAUGAAGAGCUGAACAAAUUCUUUGCCUGUGUGACCAUUCCUCAAGGCGGGGUUGUACCAAAGAUCCUCUCUCAGCUCCUUCCAAAGAAAACUAGUAGAACUGUUGCUUCAUCUCAGGAAUAUGGUGGUAGCCACUGA